Messenger RNA from Ceratitis capitata (Mediterranean fruit fly), 8758 nucleotides. RefSeq names its product probable serine/threonine-protein kinase yakA (gene kmr). The transcript has 12 exons. Bases 432 to 7451 code for a protein of 2339 amino acids. The record is from RefSeq and is a predicted model, not a curated record. NCBI's taxonomy places the organism in Eukaryota, Metazoa, Arthropoda, Insecta, Diptera, Tephritidae.
ACUUGUGCUUAGCAUGAAAAAUGGCAAGCUUAAAAAUUAAAUCACAAUUGACUGGCCAGCAAUAACCAAACAUAUCACAAAAUAUAUUUGCACUUACAAAGUAAGCAAAAAAUAAAAAAACAACAAAAUAAAAAAGUUUAAAAAGUGUUAUAAAUGAAAAAUGAAAAUGCAAAGUAUAAAUGAAAGAAGAAAAAAAUGUGGCAAACUUAAUUACGUCGCUGGGAAAAAAGGCAAAACUCAUAAUAUUUAUGGCACAGUCAGUGUUGUAGAGGAAUGUGGAAAAAAUGAUAAUUAAAUGAAUUAAAAUUUAUUUCAAAAAAAAAAAAAAAAAAAAAAACCCAACGCACAAUAAUCUCAUUAACCCACACCACCCUGUUGUUGCUGCUGGGGUUGUGCAAGUGCGCGCCGGCAUAAAACAGUUAUACAACAAAAUGUUUGGCUGCAUCUACCAAUUAUGGGACUGGUUGGACGCCCCGCCACUCUUCAACGCGGCCACCAUGGACGCCAAGAAGUUGCAACAACUGCAGCAAGCCAACGCCCAAAAAAAGUUGCCACUCGCCUAUCAGACGAGCCUCGUCGACUAUCGAGCUGCCACACAUUCGCCCGUCUUUCAGCAGCAACAAGCUGCCGCCAUGAGCGGUUAUCAUGGCGGCGGUGGCAGCAGUGGCUACCAGCAAAGCCCCACAGCCACCUCCUCGAGUGGUGGUCCACUCACACCUAUCGAUAUGCAACCACAGCCGAAUAAAAUGCUGCUCAAGCAUAUGAUUGGCUCUGGUGGCAAUACCUCGAGCAGUUCGCACAGCUCGCCAUAUCACCAGUCGUCAUCUUACAGCGGCGGUGAGCAACUUUAUCAGUCGCCGACGGAACGUACCUAUUUGACAGCGGCUGGACGGCUGCAGGCAACCUCGGCACAUAAUCCUGCCAGCGCCCUACAACAACAAUACCAACAGUUGCAACAAGCCAAGUUGGCGGCCCAGCUGCAGACACAGAACGAGGCGGCUCAACAGCAACAACGCACAUUCGCCAUGCGGCAAGCUUUGAAUCCGCCAGUGCCGCAAGGGCACUUUCACAUGAGUCAGUCAUCCAGCGUUAUGUCAUCAAUGACCUUACAACAACAGCAACAGCAACAACAGCAACAGCAACAACAGCAGCAGCAGCAACAGCAGAAUGCCGCCGCGGCGGCGGUGCAUGGUCGUGCGCCACCCUCAUCUCUGAACUUGAACAGUCCUUAUCAUCCAGCGCCCAGUGGUCCUUUGAAGGUCAACCAGAAGCAGUCACAGCAACAACACUACCAUUCGCAAGAUCAACAAAUCUACGCACAACAACAACAACAACAUCAGCUCCAAAUGCAGCUACAACACCAGCAACAAUUGCAGCAACAGCACGCACAUCAACAACAACAACAACAGCAACAGCGUCUCAAGGUAGAGCAACCAACGCCGGGCAGCGAGCAGAGUCCAGUCUACAUACAACAAAAUCAUCCGGGCCAUGUCGUCAACCAGGCAUGCCAAACACAAAUAUCGGCGGUGAAAGGUGGUACUGGUACAGUGGUGCAGAAGACCACACCCAGCUCGGAGGACUCCUCUGGUAAGAGCCCUUCGCACGCGCCCCUCGAUCGCAAAAAGAGUAUCGGCUCCAUGCAGGCACUAAAGUCACCCAUCACAAAACGCCCUCCCUCGUCGCCAGUCACCUUCUCCGGUUGGCUGUACAAGCAAGGUUCAGAUGGAUUGAAAGUGUGGCGCAAACGUUGGUUCGUGUUAGCCGAGUACUGCCUCUACUACUAUAAGGGACCCGAGGAGGAAAAGUUACUUGGUUCCAUACUCUUACCGUCGUAUAAAGUGUCCGCCUGUUUGCCAGAAGACAAAAUCUAUCGCAAGUAUGCCUUCAAAUGCGAACACCAAAAUAUGCGUACCUAUUGGCUGGCGGCCGAGACUGGGGAAUCAAUGGUGCAAUGGGUGCGCGCACUCACCGCAGCCACGACCAUGCAGGCACCCAACAGCGGCGAGUCGGACCAGCCGAGCGGCUCGUCUUCACUUAAUCACAGCGGCGAAAACUCCGAUUCUGGAAUACACACUCUGCAGUCGCAGCAAAGUAAGAUGAGCCUCAAUCAAGGACAAGUAACUCCGGCAUCAGAGAAUGCGAAUGCCAAUUCGGCAUCGAGUAGCAAUAGCGGUGGCGGUGUGGGCGGAGCACAACCCCUAUACGCGAACGCGCCACCUAAACCAAGACGCAUCAACGACGGCGGCUAUUCCUCGCCCAGCCCCGAACAUUCGAUUGACAACGAACGCAAACCACAUCAUCAACAGCAGCAGCAAGCGGGUCGUCACAGUGGACUCAUGUCACCGACAUUACAACAAAUGCAGCAACAACAACAGCAACUCUAUCAACAACGUGGCGCCCAGCAACCACAACAACAUCAUGCCAUUUACGAUACACGCACGGGCAAUGUUUCCUCGGCGCUGCGGUUACAACAAGCCCAACAACAGUACUCCGUUGACCAACUGGAAGCGCAAUUACAGCAGCAAAUGGCCUUGUCAGCGGAAGAUUACCCUAAAUCACCGCCACCGCCGGCCACACAUUCCAAUUAUAUGGAGCUCGAAGAGCAAAUGCUACGUCUGCAACAACAACAGCAACAGCGCGCUGGUGAAGAUAUUUAUGGCGAAAGGGAUCUUUAUAUGCAAAAGCUGAUGCAGCAACGCUAUCCGGCGCACUUGGCGCUCUAUCCAAAUGCGGAGCGCCGCACACCGGACGCAUAUGGACGUUCGAAAAAUCGUAUAUUCUCGGAUUAUGAAGAUAUUUACAACUUGACGCAGACUGGCAUGCCGCAAAGUGCACAGGAGGCGCUGCUGCAAGAAGCGGCCAGUUAUAGGAGGCCGCUGAGUCCGCCCAGCUACGAUGGCAGCAAACAUGUGCCGGCGAUGCCGAUGCGUUACACUCCCAAUCACCUGGAGUCCGCCGCUGCACAGCAACAGCAGCUCACUUCAAGCAGCAGCAAUCUACGCGCACGUCCACCCGCUGCUAUCGUGCGUCCACAUUCCGCGGACUUUUUGGAAUAUGAAGCACGCGCCGAAUCAGCAGCUGCUGCCGCUGGCUCGAGAAACCCACCUUCCACCAUGACAGCUGACCCGGUGCGCGCCCCACGACCAAAAUCCUCACUAGACAUCAAUCGCACACCCGACAGCUUCUACUACUCGGAGGCCAGUUAUGCGGAGAAAAUGCGGAAAAGCGCUCUUUACCUGCAACAUCCGCAGGGUGGCACGACCAGUGCGCAGCCACAACAAGGUGUCGGCUAUCGUACCACAAAUGAUUUCCUUAGCCCCGUUGGUAGCGGCAUGCACACAAUCGGUUACGAGAAUCCAUACGAACGCUCCUACAAGCGCGGUGAACAACUACAUGACGCCAGUCAGGGUGCCGCUAGCAUGCCACGAAUGAGUCGCAGCAACACAACAACCACUAUGAACACCAGUGGCUUGGCACAUUUGCGUUCGCAGUCGAUGCAUCCGCAAACACACAGCCCACUCUCACCACAGUCCCAGUCGCAGCAGCAGCAGCAGCAGAAGCAACAGCAGCAGCCACUGCCACCGCAAAAGCCUGUCUAUACGCCAACCAUGUCGACGCAGCAGAUAAUACAGCAGAGCGAGCAAUUUCUACGCUCGGCCAGCGCACGCUUGCCCAAGCGCUCCGGCGGGUUCGACGAUGACUACAACAGCGCGGCAGCCACUUCACCGCCACAAUCACAACAACAGCAGCAGCAGCAACAGCAGCAGCAUGUGCAGCAGUCACAGUCACAAUCACAAUCAUUGUCAUCUUCACAGUCACAACAACAACAUCAGCAUCCACAUCCACAUCAGCCAUCGGCGCAAGAUGGCGAACGCAAGCGUGAGGAGUCGAUGAAACGUUUGCUGGAGUGGAAGCAGCGCAUGUUGCAGUCACCGCUGACGCGUAAGGGCAUGCAACAGGGUGGUAGUAACAUGUCGGCCAUGUCGAAGCUUGGUAGCAAUCCGAACAUACUGCUCGCAUCGACGACGGUGGCGAGCGGCGCGCAUUAUGUCGCCCCCAAUGCUGGCGGUGGCAACAGCAGCGGCACUGCGGUCGGCAGUGGUGCUGGUAGAGUUGGUGUUGCGUCUGGAAUUGUUGGUGGCAGUAGUGGCGGGACUAGUAGUAGUCUUGUCGGCGGUGUAGGUGGCAUACAACGUAGCCAAUCGGAAGUUCACGCGAACCUCGGACCAGCUGGUUACAAUAGUUACUCUUCGGAUGAUGAAGCAGCGUCAAUUUCGGUACGUAAUGUACGUAAUCUACCCAAAGGCAAUCUUACCGUCAAACCAGAUCCUUCUGAUGCACAAAAUCCACUGCACCAGCAGCUGCAGCAACAACAACACUUAACUCAAGGCAAUUACGAUCAAACGUUGGGUAAACUAACGAAUUCCUAUUAUGGCACAGCGCACGAUACCAAAUAUGCGAAGACAACAACACUAACGGAUCACCGCAGUGGCGGUGGAGCUGGAGCUGGUGUGGGUGGUGGUUUCUACAGCAGCAGCAACGGACUCAAUUCAGGCAGUAGCAGCAAUAUCCUGGCCUCCUCCACGCCAUUACAUCCCGGCGUAAAUGGUGGCGACUAUUAUGGUGGCAUAUCUGCGGGUGUGGGUGGCGGAGCAGCCGCCGGUCCAACCCUGUGGCAAGAGCAACACAUACAACAACAAGCAUCAUAUCCCAUGAGACGCGUGGAUAGUCGUGCUGAAAUCGAUAUGUUGGAACGUGAGACCAGCACACAGAUGAGGAAUCUGGAUGUUUCCGCCGGUGAUCUACUAAGUCGCACCCACGAGGAGCUGGUGCUGCUGCUGAUACAGCUGAGACGGCAGAACAGCAAUACAGCGCGUGCCAUCGAGCAAUGUUGCAGUGAUAUUCAUGAAGUGCAGAAUCGUCUACGCACUGCUGAGGGUCUAUCACGCGCCGAGAGUAUACAGCGUUUGGAUUACCUUAAGCAGCAUUUGCUCGAUUUGGAGCGUCAUUAUGAGAAGAGUAAGCCGCUUGUCAAUUUGGUGGAUAAUAUGGUGAAACUGGGAUCACUAUAUCGCAAUAACGAUGUUAAUGGUCGCCAGCCCCAGCGCAAUGAGGCCGUGACUCUCGAUCGUCUCGAAUUCAAUCAGCGCAUACAGGAGCGUCGCCUAUUACAGGAGGAGCAGAAGCAAUGGGAUCGACUCAGUCCAAAUCACAGCGAGUUGCAGUCCAAGGUCCAUGAACUCUACCAACUCGAUCAACUUUUGCAAGAGGAAUCUGGUACACUGCAAAACUUGCAGCGCGACAAGGAGGAAUUGGAACGCGCCUUGGGCGGUUUGCGUGCACGUAUACAAGACACUUCCGGUCCACCAAUUGCACUGGAGGCCGCAAAGAAACAACAACAUAUGCUAGAGCGCGAGCUGUCACGUGUCCAUCAACUGUUGGCGGAGAACUCAAAGGUAGUCGAGAAAUUAGAGCAAACCGUCGCUGGCAAUGCACGACUCGAACAGGAAUUGAUUGUGCUGCGUCAAAAACUACAGGCUUCUCGCGGUGCACGCGGCUCUCAGGGCGCACUCACGAACGGCAUUGGCGGUGGAACCGAUAGUUUUGCCAGCAACACAACCGCCAUGUUGGAAUCGGAGCUGAAGCGCGUACAAACUCUUGUGGGCGAUAUGCAACGUCAAAGACAAGAGCUGAGCUCCGCGGUACGUCAGCUAACGGAGAACUCUAAUCGCCUCUACCAGGAGAUCGGCAACAAGGAAAAUAUUGCGAAUGGUAUGCCGCUUGAUACGCAACAUAAGAAGCGCACGAACUCUUCGUCGUGGCAGGAAACCGAUAUGGACUCAUUGUUGAGCAUCACACACACGCUGAACAACGACGCGACACUCAACUUAUCCACGCCGCUCUAUGUGGACACCAAGCUGAGCGACUAUGCACAUAAUGGUGGUGACGAGUUGCAACGUCUGAUGGCUGGCGGCGCUGGGCUUGGUGGUAGCAAUGCGUACCGAUAUAAUGACACCAGCGAUAAUUUGGAGACUAGUGGCGUGGAUAGUGAUGGCUUCCUCGACUCAAAUCCAUUUUCCAACCUCACCAAUCAGGAGAAGCAAGAAAUCAAGACGGUGCGCAUUGUAAAGCGUGAAUCGGAGCGUAGACACCGCGACCGCACUGAGCGGAACGGUCUCAGCAACUCCACACAAAACCUCGAUCAGGUGCUUGAGGAGGAGCAACAGCUAAUGAGCAGUAACGGGCUGGGUAGUGCCGGUUAUCAACAUAUGAACGGCAGCGCAAACGAGUACCAAAGUAAUGGUCGUUCAAAAUCACUGCCACGUAGCUAUAACGAGCCGCCGUCAAUGGGCAAAGUGCGACACCAUCAUCACCACAGCAGUAAGCAUAGUAGUAGCAAGCAGAAUGGCCAUCAUAGCAGCGGCGGCAGCAGCAAACAGGAAGAUUACUAUAGCAGAAACUAUGACAAGAACAGCAACUAUGCUGCGAACUAUCAAAUGAGCAAUGGGGCGAGUGUAGGUGGCAAUGCGGAGCGUCGUGAACAUCUCAAUCCGCUGGCCAAUGCCUACUUUGCCAAGCAGCUGUUACAGCAGCAACAACAUCAUCAGCCUGGCCAGACACGCGAGUCCGCACAGCACGCGCUGCGUCAAAAGACAGACUCGAUGCAGAGUUUGAAUAAGAGCCUCACCGAUCUGGGUCCCGAUCCGGUAUUCCAAAGUGAAGCGGCACGUCAAAUCAUCAACGAACUUUCGGCCGGCUCAGCGUCGGAAGAUAAUACGGAGAAGAUUGUGGAGAAAGUACCGUCACAGCAUAAACAUCGACGUGCGGUGCCACGUGAGAAGCGUCGUCACUACACUGCGCCAAAUAAUGUCAACGUAAAGGCGAUGGAGAAUGUGCAGGCGGAGAACGAUAUGAACCGAAAUAAUACUAAUUGGCGUGCACGUGAUGAUCUUGACAUGGAUUUGGCGCUACGUCCACGCAUGAAUGCGCCCGACGUGGUGCGCUCCGCAUUGGGUCACGGCGAAAAGAUUUCGGAGAACACAAUAGAUAAUCUGCUAUUGGCUCCAAACAAAAUUGUCAUACCGGAGCGAUAUAUACCGGAAAAGACACCCGAGCUAUCGCCGGAAGAAAAGAAGCGUCGCCAAGAAAAAGUCGAGUCCAUCAAGAAAAUGCUGAUCGAAGCGCCCAUAAGUUCCGCAAAUGACACAACUGUUAGUCUACCACCGAGCAAAAUGAACGCCGAAAAGAAACAACGCGAGCAUUUAUUACAACUCAAUCAAAUAUUGGCGCAACAAGUCAUGCAAAAGAGCAAAAUCGUAGCUGAAAAAGCAAUGGCCCAAGUGUAUAAAGAAUUAGACGACACAUCGCCGACAGGACGAGAUGAAAGAAGUUCCGAAUCACCAAGCGAUCCACUGCCGAUUUAUCAACAACGCGAUAAUUACUUUAGUUAAAAAACCAAAAACAGCAGCACAAAAAUAUAAAAUGCAGCAAAAACACUCUACAACAAUAGUAACAAAUUAAAAAAAUUACAGUUAAAAAACUACAAAACAGUUAGAAGAGCGAAUAACGGUGUAGAAAAUACUAAAAAAUACAACUAUAGAAUAUUUUAGGAACAAAAGUAUAAAAAAACAAUAACUAAAAAUAUUUAAAUCAAUACUUGACAGCACCAAAACAUCGUAUACAUAUUAUAAACAGCUACAGUCACAACAACACUGCAACAUUUAAAUAAACUAAAUAACAAAAGUAAAUGUAACAAUAAACCACGAGAACCCAAAAUACAAAACUAUUGCAUUUAUCUUGAACGUGAAAGCAAAGAAAACCACGAAAUAUGCGUUGCACAAAAUUAAAAUAAAUGCUGCACUAAAUAAAUAUUAAACAAAAAUACUUUUGGCUUCAAUAAAAGGUGGAAAAGGAGCUAAAAAAAAAACUAAAGAAAACUAAAAAGCGCUGCAAAGCGAUAUUGCUUAUUAUCUGCGAAUUGUUGUUGCGAGAAUAUAGUAUAAAAAACUGAAAUUCAAUUAAUUGCAAAAACUAUUAAAACGUCAACUAAUAAAUUUAAUUAACUAUUUUUUGCUUAGCUGCAAAUCUCAAAUGACUGAAUUGUAAAGCAAAUUUAAAAGACUAUGAAAUAUAUUCACUAAAAAUAUCAACUAAAUGUUAAACAUAAAGAAAAAUAUAUAUAUAUGUAAAACAAAAUCAUUAAAAUGACCGAUAGUAAAAACCGUUAAACAUUUAUUUCAAUUAACUGAAAACCUGCUUUCAGAGCUCAUGUAAUUGAGAUAAUAUUAAACAGUUAUACAUACUUAUAUGUAUAUGAUGAAUGAAAAGCAGAGAUGAGUUGAGGAUGUCGAAAUAUUUUCACUUUCUUUUUCACACAUCACCUUCAAAUAUCUUUUAAAGUUAUAAAAAAACAUCCAAAAGACACAGAAAAAAUUUUCAAAAUUAUAUUUAUUUCGCUUGUUUAAAUAAAAUAUUUUAUUUCCUUCUUCAUACGAGUAUAUAGUUGAACAUUUAUUUAAAAACACAUUUCUAGACAGAUAUUUUGAUUUAAAUACAAAACCUUGAUGUCUGCUUUCAAAGCAAAGAUUGUUUCAAAAUGCAUUAUAAUUCGGAAAAAUGGAAUAAGAACAGGAAUUAUAUGAAAACAAACGAAUUAGGUCACAUAUCAAAAUUGAAACGAAUUAAAUUAUUAGAUGAAUUAUUGAUGUAUGUAAGUUUAAGAGUAAUGAAAAUUAUAUCAACACGAAAAUAAAAUGAC